AUGGUCUACUCUGUUGAUUUAUCUGUAUUAUUCUUAAUUUCUUUUUACAUUUUAUUUAUUAACCAAAUUAAUUUAUCAACAGCAUUUUCUGACAAAAGUAUUUGUGGAUUGGCAAAAGAUAGAGGAAAUAGUGAAUGUGGAGCUAUUUCUGAGAAAAGAUUUUAUUUCGAUUUAAUUACAAAAAGAUGUCAACCUUUCCUUUAUCAAGGAUGCGGAGGAAACGGAAAUAAAUUUAAUUCUUUAACUGAUUGUCGAGCCCUUUGUUCUGAUUAUGAGCCAACAGUUGAAAGUUCUCACGAGGGAGGAGGGCACGGAAUGGCCUUACCUGUCCCUAAAUGUGAGGGGAAUGUUAGAGCAGCAGUUGAUUCUGAAGCGAGAGUAAUUAAAUGCCCUUCGGAUCAGUGUCCAGAUAAUUAUGAAUGUAGUGAAAGUAAAUGCUGUCCGGCAAAUAAAAAAAUUGUUUGUAAUGUGGAGUAUGAUACUGGACGUUACGCUUUCCAAGGAUCACAUACUCCAAGAUUUUUUUAUAAAAAAGAAGUAAAUAAUUGUUUAUUAUUUACUUAUUAUGGAGCUUUGGGAAAUGCUAAUAAUUUCGAAACAUAUAAUGAUUGUAUUAAAUAUUGCAAAGAAUAA
Messenger RNA from Meloidogyne enterolobii, 633 nucleotides. Lineage: Eukaryota; Metazoa; Nematoda; Chromadorea; Rhabditida; Meloidogynidae. The record is from the annotation of a GenBank genome assembly.